CAUUUCACGUGACUUUCGUUUUUCUUCUUCCGCUUGCCCUUGCCUAUGCCCUGCGUACAUCAUCAUCAUCAUCAUCAUCAUCAUCAUCAUCUUGACAUGCAUCUACACUGUCUCCAUGCCUCGAGCUCAUGAUAUGUACCCACAAGACCAAAAUCGUCAGCUUGCUCACUACCUGCCUCGAAUCUAUGACCUGCAGCCCAACAAUGUUUGCUAACCUAUCAGCCCAUCUCAUCUGCAACGCACAAAACAAGAGAUGCAUUUGUUUGCCUCGAUUCUCUCACUGUUUGCCUAUACUCUCUCACAAAGUCGUCGAUCCGUUUUUGUCAUCUCACCCCACGAAGCGUUUCUUCAUGUUUGGGACUUGGCAUGAGACUCGGAACGAAACAUCUGACAGCACCAACACCACGCAAUUCUGAGUGGUCUAUAGCCAACAACUUCGUCACCAAGGUCAGAAGCAUGUUUAAAAUCGC
Molecule: messenger RNA, 470 nt
Organism: Bipolaris sorokiniana ND90Pr
Lineage: Eukaryota; Fungi; Ascomycota; Dothideomycetes; Pleosporales; Pleosporaceae
Exons: 1
Coding region: 129-416 (95 amino acids)
Source: RefSeq, a predicted model, not a curated record